AUGGGUGUAUAUUUCGAAUACUUCUUGCUAGACGUGUUUUCUCUUUUAACCAUAUUAUUAACAUCAUCAUACGUUUAUUUUACAUCGUGUUACACUUAUUGGAAAAGGAGAAACGUUCCGUUUAUACAACCGAAAUUUCCAUACGGAAAUUGCGAAAGUUUGGACAGCGAAGGUGUCCAUUUCAACGGCCACACCGCCCGCUAUUACGGCUUGAUCAAAGAAAAAGGGUGGAAAUUCGGCGGGGUGUACCUGCUCAACCGUCCCGUUUUGGUCCUGCGAGAUCCCGAACUGAUCAAGGACGUGCUCGCGAAGGACUUCGACUCGUUUCCCCGCAGGACUGUUUACUACAACGAAAAAAACGAUCCCAUUUCGGCCCAUCUCUUCGCCAUCGGCGGCGCCGAAUGGAGGACAUUGAGGGCCAAAUUAACCCCCGCUUUUUCGUCGGGUAAAAUGAAGGGGAUGUUUCCCACGGUAGUUCAAUUAACCGAUCACCUUGUACAAGCGCUGAUGGAAGCUGAACGAAACCGCGUUGAUAUCAACGUUGUAGAUUAUUCGUUGAAUUAUACUGCUGAUGUGAUAUCCAGUGUGGCGUUCGGUUUGGAUUUGAACAGUUUUCAAAACCCCGAUUCCGAGUUUCUGACAAAGAUUAAGAGAUUGCAGGUUUGCGAUAACGUUUUCCAGUAUCUAAGCUCUAUUAUCAUCGGUAAAGCGCCGGAAUUGGCUGUGAAAUUAGGACUCGUCGGCACUAGAAAAGAACUGUCCGAUUACUUUUUCCAAUUGGUAGAAAAAACGUUGGUUUAUCGAAAGAAAAACGACGUUUACAGGCCGGAUUUGCUGCAGCUGCUCAACGAGUUGAUGGAAACCACUGCGAAUACCGAUGAUCCUUUCACAUGGAAAGAACUGGUGGCCCAAUGUUUUAUGUUCUUCUUCGCCGGGUUCGAUACAUCCGCCACCACGAUGGCAUUCGCCCUGUACGAACUCAGCAGGAACCCGGAGAUCCAGGCUAAAGUGAGGCAGGAAAUCGAAGAUCUAACCAAAGGAGAAUUAACUUACGAAUGCCUAGGGGAGCUCAAGUACCUCCAGCAAUGCAUCGACGAAACUCUCAGGUUGUACCCGCCGGUUUUGAACCUGGAUAGAGUGUGUGCGAAGGAGUACCAACUGAACAAUACGAAAAGCACCAUCGGUAGAGGGGUUACUGUUUUGAUACCCAUCGUAAGCUUACACAGAGACCCUGUUUAUUAUCCUGAUCCUGAGAAAUUCGAUCCGGAGCGGUUUGGUCCGGAGCAGAAGAAACUCCGCCAUCCUUAUUUGCAUCUACCGUUCGGACAAGGACCUAAGAAUUGCAUCGGUUCUCGUUUCGGUUUGAUGCAAGUAAAAAUUGGACUUGUCGAGACUCUAAGGAGGUUCAAAUUGAGGUUGAGUCCAAAGACUAAGCCGGUUGAAAUGUUUAAAUAUACUUUCGGAUUCAAACCGACCAGUCCUAUAUAUUUAGAAGUUGAACAAAUUUAA
Phyllotreta striolata is the source of this 1509-nucleotide messenger RNA. The record is from the annotation of a GenBank genome assembly. Lineage: Eukaryota; Metazoa; Arthropoda; Insecta; Coleoptera; Chrysomelidae.